Molecule: messenger RNA, 13421 nt
Organism: Callithrix jacchus (white-tufted-ear marmoset)
Lineage: Eukaryota; Metazoa; Chordata; Mammalia; Primates; Cebidae
Gene: NFAT5
Product: nuclear factor of activated T cells 5
Biological process (GO): cytokine production; regulation of transcription by RNA polymerase II; calcineurin-NFAT signaling cascade
Cellular component (GO): transcription regulator complex
Molecular function (GO): transcription factor binding; RNA polymerase II cis-regulatory region sequence-specific DNA binding; DNA-binding transcription factor activity, RNA polymerase II-specific
Source: RefSeq, a predicted model, not a curated record
GCAGUGCCCCGCGGGGGGGCGGGGCUCAGAUUCCUGUCAGCGGCGGCGGCGGUGGCGGCGACCGUCAGUUUUCGCUGAGGAGAAGCACGGAACGGACCCUUUGGCUAUCCCCCUUCCCCUUCCCCGCCCUGAACCCCUCUCCUGGCCGCCGAGUAUCAGUCCCUGUGGAGUUCCCCCUCCACCUCGCCUCCUUUUCCUCGGUCCUUGGCCCGGUGGAAGUCACUACCCUCGAGGAGGAGGCAGCGGCAGCCGCCCUCGCCUCGCCGCCCCCGGUUCGGUGCCCGCGGUCCCGGAGAGGAGGUGCCGCCGCCACCGCCGCUCCUCCCCUCCCGCUGCCCUCGGGCCGGGCUGGGUCGAGCUGCGAUGCCCUCGGACUUCAUUUCAUUGCUCAGCGCGGACCUAGACCUGGAAUCGCCCAAGUCCCUGUACUCGCGAGACGGAGUCUCACUGUGUUGCCCAGGCUGGAGGGCAGUGGUGCGAUCUUGGCUCACUGUAACCCCCACCUCCCAGGUUCAAGCGAUUCAUCUGCCUCAGCCUCCCAAGUAGCUGGGAUUACAGAAUCUGUCUAUGAUCUUCUCCCAAAGGAGUUACAAUUACCUCCAUCUAGAGAAACAUCUGUAGCAUCAAUGAGUCAGACAAGCGGUGGUGAGGCAGGCUCGCCUCCUCCAGCUGUUGUUGCUGCUGAUGCUUCUUCAGCUCCCUCCUCUUCCUCCAUGGGCGGUGCUUGCAGCUCCUUUACCACCUCUUCCAGCCCUACCAUUUAUUCUACCUCAGUCACCGACAGCAAGGCUAUGCAAGUGGAGAGCUGCUCCUCAGCCUUGGGGGUAAGUAACAGAGGGGUAAGUGAAAAGCAGUUAACCAGUAACACAGUUCAGCAGCAUCCAUCAACACCGAAGAGGCACACAGUCUUGUACAUCUCACCACCACCUGAGGACUUGCUGGAUAACAGUCGGAUGUCCUGCCAGGAUGAGGGGUGUGGAUUGGAAUCUGAGCAGAGCUGCAGUAUGUGGAUGGAGGAUUCCCCCUCCAACUUCAGUAACAUGAGCACCAGUUCCUACAAUGAUAACACUGAGGUACCUCGUAAAUCACGAAAACGAAAUCCAAAGCAGAGGCCGGGGGUCAAACGACGAGAUUGUGAAGAAUCUAAUAUGGAUAUAUUUGAUGCCGACAGUGCCAAAGCACCUCACUAUGUGCUUUCUCAGCUUACCACGGACAACAAAGGCAACUCAAAAGCGGGAAAUGGAACAUUGGAAAGCCAAAAAGGAACUGGAGUAAAGAAGAGCCCUAUGUUGUGUGGACAAUAUCCUGUUAAAAGUGAGGGAAAGGAGCUGAAGAUAGUUGUACAACCUGAGACACAGCACCGAGCUCGGUACCUUACUGAGGGCAGCCGCGGCUCAGUAAAAGACAGAACACAGCAAGGCUUUCCUACAGUAAAGCUGGAAGGCCACAAUGAACCUGUAGUGUUGCAAGUGUUUGUGGGCAACGACUCUGGACGAGUGAAACCACAUGGAUUUUAUCAGGCCUGCAGGGUAACUGGACGAAAUACAACUCCUUGCAAAGAAGUGGACAUUGAAGGCACUACUGUUAUAGAAGUCGGCCUUGAUCCUAGCAACAACAUGACACUGGCGGUGGACUGUGUAGGGAUAUUGAAAUUGAGGAAUGCUGAUGUUGAAGCCAGAAUAGGAAUUGCUGGUUCCAAGAAGAAAAGCACUCGUGCCAGAUUGGUUUUUCGAGUUAAUAUCACGAGGAAAGACGGCUCCACUUUGACUCUGCAAACACCCUCUUCUCCAAUUUUGUGUACUCAGCCAGCAGGAGUGCCAGAAAUCUUAAAGAAAAGCUUGCAUAGCUGUUCAGUAAAAGGAGAAGAAGAAGUGUUUUUAAUCGGCAAGAACUUUCUGAAAGGAACUAAAGUUAUUUUCCAAGAAAAUGUUUCUGAUGAAAACUCUUGGAAGUCAGAAGCUGAAAUUGACAUGGAAUUAUUUCAUCAGAAUCAUCUUAUUGUGAAGGUUCCCCCCUAUCAUGAUCAACAUAUAACUUUGCCUGUAUCAGUGGGAAUAUAUGUAGUGACGAAUGCUGGAAGAUCUCAUGAUGUUCAACCAUUCACUUAUACUCCAGACCCAGCAGCAGCUGGUGCUUUGAAUGUAAAUGUGAAGAAGGAAAUAUCUAGUCCAGCAAGACCUUGCUCUUUUGAAGAGGCCAUGAAAGCAAUGAAGACUACUGGAUGUAAUUUAGAUAAGGUAAAUAUUAUUCCUAAUGCCCUGAUCACUCCACUCAUACCAAGCAGUAUGAUUAAGAGUGAAGAUGUUACUCCAAUGGAAGUAACAGCAGAAAAAAGAUCUUCCAGUAUUUUUAAGACUUCAAACACAGUUGGAUCAACUCCGCAAACAUUAGAAAACAUCUCAAACAUAGCAGGAAAUGGCUCUUUUUCAUCACCAUCAUCUUCUCACCUGCCUUCAGAAAAUGAAAAACAGCAGCAGAUUCAGCCCAAAGCUUACAACCCAGAGACCCUGACAACUAUUCAAACCCAGGACAUCUCACAGCCUGGUACUUUUCCAGCAGUUUCUGCUUCUAGUCAGCUGCCCAACAGUGAUGCUCUAUUGCAGCAGGCUACACAGUUUCAGACAAGAGAAACUCAGUCUAGAGAGGUAUUACAAUCAGAUGGCACAGUGGUUAAUUUGUCACAACUGACUGAGGCGUCACAACAGCAGCAGCAGUCCCCACUACAAGAACAAGCACAGACUUUACAGCAGCAGAUUUCAUCAAAUAUUUUUCCAUCACCAAAUAGUGUGAGUCAGCUUCAGAAUACUAUUCAGCAGUUGCAAGCAGGGAGUUUUACAGGCAGCACUGCUAGUGGCAGCAGUGGAAGUGUUGACUUGGUCCAGCAAGUUUUAGAGGCACAGCAACAGUUAUCUUCAGUUUUAUUUUCUGCUCCAGAUGGUAAUGAGAAUGUUCAAGAGCAGCUUAGUGCAGAUAUUUUUCAACAAGUCAGUCAAAUUCAAAGUGGUGUAAGCCCUGGAAUGUUUUCCUCAACAGAGCCAACAGUCCAUACCAGACCAGAUAAUUUAUUACCUGGAAGAGCUGAAAGUGUCCAUCCACAGUCUGAAAACACGUUAUCUAAUCAACAGCAGCAGCAGCAGCAACAGCAAGUGAUGGAAUCUUCAGCCGCAAUGGUGAUGGAGAUGCAACAGAGUAUCUGCCAGGCAGCUGCCCAGAUUCAGUCAGAGUUAUUCCCUUCAACUGCCUCAGCAAAUGGAAACCUUCAGCAAUCACCAGUUUACCAGCAGACUUCUCACAUGAUGAGUGCAUUGUCUACCAGUGAGGAUAUGCAAAUGCAGUGUGAAUUGUUUUCUUCUCCUCCUGCAGUUUCUGGAAAUGAAACUUCUACAACCACCACACAGCAGGUUGCAACCCCUGGCACUACCAUGUUUCAGACACCAAAUUCAGGAGAUGGAGAAGAAACUGGAACACAAGCAAAACAGAUUCAGAACAGUGUCUUUCAGACGAUGGUCCAAAUGCAACAUAGUGGGGACAGUCAACCUCAAGUUAACCUUUUUUCGUCCACAAAAAGUAUGAUGAAUGUUCAGAAUAGUGGUACGCAGCAACAAGGUAAUGGUUUAUUCCAGCAAGGGAAUGAGAUGAUGUCACUUCAAUCUGGAAAUUUUUUGCAGCAGUCUUCUCAUUCACAGGCCCAGCUUUUUCAUCCUCAAAAUACUAUUGCUGAUGCUCAGAACCUUUCCCAGGAAACUCAAGGUUCUAUUUUUCAUAGUCCAAAUCCUAUUGUCCACAGUCAGACUUCUACAACCUCCUCUGAACAAAUGCAGCCUCCAAUGUUUCAUUCUCAAAAUACCAUUGCUGUGUUACAGGGCUCUUCAGUUCCUCAAGACCAGCAGUCAGCCAACAUAUUUCUUUCCCAGAGUUCCAUGAGUAAUCUUCAGACUAACACAGUAGCCCAAGAGGAACAGAUUUCAUUUUUUGCAGCACCAAACUCAAUUUCUCCACUUCAGUCAACAUCAAAUACUGAACAGCAAGCUGCUUUCCAACAGCAAGCUCCAAUAUCACACAUCCAGACUCCUAUGCUUUCCCAAGAACAGGCACAGUCCUCCCAGCAGGGUUUAUUUCAGCCUCAAGUGUCCCUGGGCUCCCUUCCACCUAAUCCAAUGCCUCAAAGCCAACAAGGAACCAUGUUCCAGUCACAGCACUCAAUAGUUGCCAUGCAGAGUAACUCUCCAUCCCAGGAGCAGCAGCAGCAGCAGCAGCAACAACAACAGCAGCAGCAGCAACAACAACAGAGCAUUUUAUUCAGUAAUCAGAAUACCAUGGCUACAAUGGCAUCUCAAAAGCAACCACCACCAAACAUGAUAUUCAACCCAAAUCAAAAUCCCAUGGCUACUCAGGAGCAACAGAACCAGUCAAUUUUUCACCAACAAAGUAAUAUGGCCCCAAUGAAUCAAGAACAGCAGCCCAUGCAAUUUCAGAGUCAGUCCACAGUUUCCUCACUUCAGAACCCAGGUCCUACCCAAUCUGAAUCAUCACAGACCCCCUUGUUCCAUAGCUCUCCUCAGAUUCAGUUGGUACAAGGGUCACCUAGUUCUCAAGAGCAGCAAGUAACACUCUUCUUAUCUCCAGCAUCCAUGUCUGCCUUGCAGACCAGUAUAAAUCAACAAGAUAUGCAACAGUCUCCUCUUUAUUCCCCUCAGAACAACAUACCUGGAAUUCAAGGAGCCACAUCUUCGCCUCAACCACAGGCUGCUUUAUUUCACAACACAGCAGGAGGCACAAUGAACCAACUACAGAAUUCUCCUGGCUCAUCUCAGCAGACAUCAGGAAUGUUCUUAUUUGGCAUUCAAAAUAACUGUAGUCAGCUUUUAACCUCUGGACCAGCUACAUUGCCUGAUCAGUUGAUGGCCAUAAGUCAGCCAGGCCAACCACAAAAUGAGGGCCAGCCACCUGUGACAACACUUCUUUCUCAGCAAAUGCCAGAGAAUUCUCCACUGGCAUCGUCUAUAAACACCAACCAGAACAUUGAAAAGAUUGAUUUGCUUGUUUCGUUGCAAAACCAAGGGAACAACUUGACUGGCUCCUUUUAACUGGAUGUAAAUUCCAUGAAGAAAAUCCUGAUUCCAAGAUAUCCUGAGAUCUUGUGGUUUCAUGAGAAUGAUUGAACUGUUAACUUUAAAAACAAAACAAGAUAUGAAAAAAUGUAUUUGAGUAAAUUGAUAGAUUUUACUCUGACUGCAAAAGAGCACACCUAUGCUGCUUGUUGCAGUGAUGAACCACCAAUGUUAACAUCUUCAUAUUUUAUAUUCCUAAUAACAGUGAUGACUGAGAAUCUGUUUGAGUUUCCAGCUGGCAGAAUUAAUUGUUACUAUUUUCCUAGGCGUAAUUUCCUUAAAAGUACAGUUUAAAUUCAAGGCUGGACCACUCAGUUAUUAUUGCUAUUAGAAAAUGAUAUGUCAUGUUUACUUUUGUUCUUCAUUAUUUUCUUUCCUGUGUUGUUUUAGUCAAGUAAUGGCUUUUGAAAAAGUAAAGUUCAAUAAUAACUAAGGCAUAUUUUUUAUAAAAGGCACAGCUGUUGGCCACAGUGAAGGAAUCUUUUUUUCAGUUUCUAUGGAGAAACUGAAGGGAUAACAUUCUAACAAGUAAACUGUAUAUACAGAUAAAAGGACUCUUGAUUUAACACAAAGGCAUAUGAUGCACUUAUAAAACUGGAAACAGCUGGAAUGCUAUUUUAUUUUUCAGAGAGUUGUUCUCUGGGUUUCUACUAAAGGGGUUUAGCCAUAACUGUGCAUAGAAAAAUAAUUAUCUUUACUAAAAGAAUGAAGGGGAUAAUAUAUGAUAAAUUAUGUUCUGAUAUCCUCCUACAGUAGUUUAAACUGACAGAAAAAUUUGAGUGUUUUCUUCUUAACCCAGUAUUAGGCUGGUUUUCCCUUUUUAUAUACAUCUAUAUUACUUUUCACUUCUUUUUCUCUUUACUUUAGAGAACUAUUAAUGUACUACUGGCUUCAUGACCCUGUAGCAUCUUUGGCCACUUUAAUCUAGGGUGACCUAGCAUUCCUGCAGCACAGGGCAGAGAGUAUUCUCUUAGGAAUUAUUGGGAGUUGAUUCCUGAGAAACAACACAUUUUUUCCCCAUGGACGGUGCUGUUCUGAAGUCUUCAAAUUUUUCCCUCUAAUAGGAAACAGUAUAAAUUUCAAUUUAAAAAAAAAAAAAGGCAAACUAAAAUUUCUUGAAACAUCACUUCUCCCCGAUCUGCAGUGAGUAUAAAUUCACUUGUCACCUCAGUGCUUUACAGUUUGAAGUGGUCACUUACCUGAUGGUUCCCAAAAGCCUUAGGCUUUACAGGGUCAUAUCAUUGACUUAAAAUGAAGAAUUAACUUGUGUUACAUCUAUAAAGAGCAAAAUAACACUCCAGAACUUGGCAGUUGUAGCAUUAGUUAUACAGUUUUGGGUGUUCUUGCCACCCGUGGGAUGCCUGCUUCUCACUACCACCUGUGUCUGGACACAUGCUUAUGUCUCAUUUUCCUUUUGGCAUGUGGAAAGCUGUCAAUGCAGUGUAAGGCCAACGUGUGUGUGGCUUCUAUGUGUUUAUAUAAUGUUUUGGUAUCCUCGUUCGUUUCAUUUAUUUUUUAAGUGUACAAAAAAUGGCCUGUUAAUUGUUGAAGGCUACUUUUCUGUUUUUGUUUUCUAUCCUGUACAUUUAGUUGAAAUGUGUGGAAUUGUGGUGUUGGUUUUGUUUAUACAGCCAGAUUUUUCCUUUUUUGUGUGUGUGAUGAUCUUCCUUUGUUCUUUGAAUGUGCCCUUUUAAGUGGUCUUUUUCUCUUUAUUCACAUGUUUUCUUCCCUCCACCUCCACCCCUUUCUUUCUUUCUCUCUCUGAUUGAGAGGCAUUGAAUUACGUUUUCAGUAGUACAGGCUUCUUGCCAAUAUGAAGGGAACUUUUCAGAAAGAGACCUACUCUGGGUCAUUUAAUUUUGAAUACAGUUUUCAAUCGUUCAAGUUUUGGAUGGUUUAUAUCUAAUGUGUGUUUCAUUUUUUUGGAAAGCUAUAUUUUGUAUUUAGGAAAUGGUAUACUAUUUUGCUAUUUGUACUGAGUGAGUACAUUGGCAUAAAUAUAGAAAUUUAUAUAUAUACAUAUAUAUAAACUAUUCUUUUUUGCCACACAUUUUUGUGGUAAAUUUGUGAGUUUGUCUGAUGUUCUACCACAACGUGGCGUCUGAUAACAGUGAGGGGAGGGGGGGUUUGUUAUGUCUUUAUUGAGUAUUUAAGUAUCUUUUGAAACAAAUGACCUGUUCAUCUGUGGCCAUUCCAUCAGGCAGUUCCUUGAUGUUAAUAGUGGGCUAAAGGCAGCUUACUGUGUGUUUGCUGGAGCUUUCACUCAGCCAAGUGUUAGAGUAAGGAAACGCAUUGAGGCAAUGGCUUCAAAUGGUGUUUCACAAGAAUGAGCCAUUCAGUCUUUGCUCACUAUAUAUUUAAUAUUUUAUUAUUGUUAUUGUUAUUAUUAAUUGGCUUUCUGUAUUCUAUGCCUUUUAUUUAUAAAGACACUAAGAAAACCCAUGUUUGUAAUUUUAAUAACAUUUUUCCCCAUCUUGUAAUAUCCCAAGCUACUUUAUAAAUUCUCUGAACCAAAAGUAUUUUCCUCAGUGUAUCUCUUCUCCCCCAGCCCUUUUGGGAAAAAUUACCCAGUAUAGUUCAGGUUAUGAGGAGGAUCAGCCACACAAUCCAGUGCUUCACUUUGAAAAUGUAAAACUCUAACCCUAAAGUAGGGUCGAUUGAAAUGUCAGACAAAGCAAACCCAGCAAGUAUAAAAAGAAGUAGUAGAAAUAAAAAUCUGUAAGUUUAUUUUUGAAUUUUCUGAACUUUUUUCUAGGAGAUUAUGUAGAGACUAAAGGAAUCUGUUUACCAAAUUCUAAUUAGGAUGAUUGUUAAUAUCGCACUGUAGAUGAAGUAGUGGCAAGACUGGCUUGUGUGCUGACUUCUUUUCUGUGGUUUAGCAAGAGGUUUAUUGUUAUAAAAUGCUGAUUGGCAAUGCCAAGUCACUGGGACCAAUUUUCUGUUUUAUAAUACCUAAGUUUAGAACAGAAUAUAUACCUGAACUGUAGUGGUUUGAUUGGAUGGAGGCAGAAAAUCUUAUUUUUAUUCUCAUAAAUUUUGUGAUUAUUUAUACAAGGGCUGUGCUAUGCUACCAUAUUCUUGUUAAAUAAUAAUAGGUUUUUUGUGUUUUUACAUUGUUAAAUGUUCCUUACCCCUAAAGGUCAAUGUUAAGUACAACAUUCUGAAAAUACAAUUUGGUUACAAAGAGUAUUCAUCUUCUUUGAAGCUCAGUGGUUGAUACUUGUGCUAAUAAUGCAAUUUCCUUAUUACUGUUACAAAUUAUAGCUACAUAUAGGAGAGACUCAGUGAGCCAGCAAAGGCCAUAGAAACAACAAUUUAUUAAAUGUAUUUAUGGCAGAAGGACCUAAAUAAACUGUGAGCCACCUUUUCUUUGUAUUGUUACAUUCAAUUGUCGUUGAUUUCAGCAACUCACAUUAAUGCUUGGAGCUUAUCUCUCUCUCUCUCUCUCUCUCUCUCUCUCUCUCUCUCUCUCUCUCUCUCCCCCCCUCCCCUCCACCCCGUGUGUGUGUGUGUGUGUGUGUGUGUGUGUGUGUGUGUGUGUGAUUCCUUAUUGUCAUGAUUCCAUUAUAUAUCCACACCAACAUGGGUGACGAUAAUGCCAAGUCAUAAUUUGCCUCUGAGCUUGAUCAUGUUACCUUUAUAAUUAGAGUAUCAUGUUAUUUAGCCAUUGCAAAUCUGUUUUAAAACAACUCAUUUUAAAAAAAGAAGAAGUUUUUAAGGGCUUUAUUAUAGAAGAAGUAUUAAUGAAGGACUUUCCUUCCUCCCUUCUUUCCUUCCUUCCUUUCCUCCCUCCUUUCUUUCCUUCCUUCCUUUCCUCCCUCUCUCCCUUUUCCCCUUCCUCCUUGCCUUCUUCGUUUCUUCCCUUAUUCCUUUCUCCCUCUUUUCUCCCUCUCUUCCAUCCAUCCUUCCUUGCUUUUUUUUUUUUUUUUUUUAGUAAUAUCACAUGUGCUAUAGUUUGGAAUUUUAUUCUAGUGCAUUUCUUGCCCAUCAGAACCUCAGCUAAUCUACAUAGGAAAAAUAGUGUCAAAGGAAAUGAAUUUGUAUCUGAGUCCCUCCAGAACUAAGAUAAUUCUUUUUGACCAUUUAAGCCUUUAUAAAUGCUUGUUUUAGGAAAUUGAAUCUGUUAGAUGCAUCAACAAAAUAAUGACUAGAUAAAAUGAUUUAAUAAUUAAAGUCUCAAAUUCACCAUGGUUAUACAUUUUCACCAGAAAUAGUAAUUUUUAUAAUUUUUCAUUUUUCUCAUGAAGAUUUUUAUUCCAGUAUCUGUUUCCUAAUUGAUUUUUAAAAUUAAUUAGCUUUCCCCUGCUUUAUGACCAUAGGCUUUAUCCCUAACCAAGACAACUGUCUUAUAUCUGCAUGCCCUAGGCUCUAUGGAGGGACUCCAUGAAGAAAGACCAUAGGUUAGAAAAAUAACUCAGAGAAUAUACCCUAGCAAGUGGGUUAGUAGAAUCUCAUAACAUGUAUUAAAAAGAGGUUUUCUCCUCUGCCUGUUUGUGUCACUAGAGCAAAAUUGUAGAGAUAAUGUUCAUAAUAUAGUAACUAUCAGAAUAAUAUCUACAGUAUCAUUUGUGGAUGAUCCCAGUGCUCUAGUUACCUUUUUUUUUUUUUUUUUUUUUGGUGAGACAAAGUCUUGCUUUGUUGCUCAGACUGGAGUGCAGUGGUAUGAUCUCAGCUCACUGCAACUUCCACCUCCUGGGUUCAAGCGAUUCUCCUGCCUCAGCCUUUCGAGAGGCCAGGAUUACAGGUACUCACCACUACACACUACACCUAGCUAAUCUUUUUUUGUAUUUUUAGUAGAGACAGGAUUUCACCAUGUUGGCCAGGCUGGUUUUGAACUCCUGACCUCCAGUGAUCCACCCACCUCAGCCUUCCAAAGUGCUAGGAUUACAGGCAUGAGCCACCACACCUGGCCUAAUUACUUCUUUAAUCCCCAUUUAUUUUUAUGCCAUUCUAGCCUAAUUUAUUAAUAGAAUUCUGUUUUUUACUCUUUCAAAAAAUUUUUUAAAUUAAUAUUUUAUAUCUAGAUUCAAUGCUAUGGAAAAGUGCCUUUUUAUCAUUUAUAAUUUCAUUUUUCACUAUUUCCAAAAACACAUAAACAGAGAGUUUCAACAGAUCCCAGCUUUCACUUUUUCAAUUUAAACCUUCUUUUCUCCAUUUCUUCCCUUUGGCUUAAGAAUAACAGAAAAGGUAUAUUGCUAGAAUUGUUUCUUUCAGAGACGGCAAAAGAUUACAGAAUUAGACUGUUCAGGCUUUAUGUAAAUAAAAUUUGUCUUCAUUUUAACCAGCUAAAGGUAGGUCUUAAAUGAAUGCUGAUUAGAAUUUUAGCAUCUGUGAAACUCCAUGUGCACAGAUGUGUGUAAAUUUCAGAGAGAAAGUGUUUAAAGCAUUUUCUCUGAUGUUAAUUAGAUGGAGAUAAAUCACUAAAACAUAGUUUAGGUAAAGCCUAACUAUGUCACUUUUUUUUUUUUGACUAGACAAGGCAAAGUUGUUUAUUUUAAUAUACUUCUUGUCUACCGUCAGUUAAUUCACCUAGAAAAAAAGGGUGAAAGGAAAUGAGAAAGGAGUCCCUCCAGACUUAAGGUAAUUCCUUUUGAUCAGAUACAGUUGGACAGAGGGCCCUGGUUUUUGUUAAUUUUGCCUCUAUUCCAGCUCAUUACCACAGUGGUGGUGCUUGAAGAAAGUGCCAUCAGCAACAGGUCAGGAUAGUAGUACCUUUGGAUAGGGCUGCUUUCCCCAUGCUAGUAUUUCUGUGACCGUUAGUGGCACUGAAGACUGCAAACUCUUAUGCAAUAUUCUUAAUACCCUAUUGAUAUUAUGCACUUCAAUCAUUCCAAAGAAGCCAAGAAUGCUGUAUAGUGAUGAUUCCUUCCUAAUGAAUACAUCUUAACUAUUUAGAAUAUUAUGUCCCUUUUCUUUUGAAUAGCCAACUUGGUAUAAAUGUUUAUGGAUUUUUCUAAAAUGACUGUAUAGGACCUAAGACUUUGAAAUGUAAUUUACUAUAAGGUGAAAUGAUUACGCUUUAGCAAAUCAUUUUAGAAACAUCACAUUUUAGAAACAUUCAGCUUGCUAACCUACAUGUUUGGGAAUUCAUUCAAACCAGCUGUUUUUCUAUAUAUUUUGUGUCAUGUAUAUAAGAACAUUUCAAUAUAUCAUUUUCUAUGUACAUAGUAUGUGCAAACCUGUGGUUCUCAGAGUAUGGUUCUCAGCCCACCAGCUAGUAUCAGUAUCACCUGGGAACUAGUUAGAAAUGUAAAUUCUUGGGCCCCAUCCCAGACAUACUGAGUCAGAAACUUUGGAAUAGGGCCCAGCAAUCUGUUUUCACAAGCCCUCCAGGUGAUUCUGAUGCACACUUUAAAGUUUAAGAACCACUGGUCUAAGGCUAUAUUGAGAUCUAGAGAGUUUUUCUUCAACUCAGACUGAUACACAUUGUUCUUCAUGUAAAUUUAGCUUAACGUGGUUAUCUAUAAUCUUUUAUUGGCAAAGAUAAUUUAUUCUCAGUACUGCCUCUAGAGAGAUCCGGUAUAUUUUAUGUACAUACACAGCCUAAUUCUUGAUAAUUCUGUUAACUUAGUUUGGAAUUUUUCUACCACUUACUAAAAAGUUUACAUGAAAUGGUUAAUUUAAAUAUAUAGGUGCAAUGUUCUAUAUUUAUUUUCAUUGUUAUGUCAUUUAAGUAGCUAAUAAAAUUGACCGGUGCUAAAGACCUGUUUAUCCAUAAAAUGGGUACCUUGUGGGCGGUGUAAUACAAGCAUUCUUUCCAUUGCCUCGUACUUUACCAGCAGACCACAGUUUUGCUCUGGGUAGACCGUCCCUCAGAACAAAACCAUCAUUCCUUGUAUUUAUAUUUGUAUCUGAGAUAGUCAACAAGAUGGCUGGCCAGGUCAACAUAGCACCUUAACUUAUUUUUUUAAUAGGUAGAACUUCUUCAAAAGUAGUUUGUUCUGUAUAAGACCUAAGCUAUCAGUGGAGAUAUAGCUAUCCUUGGAGCUUAUGCUUCAGACAAGAAUUAUUAACUAAAAUAACAAGAUAAUGUGUUACAUAAUUUGGGCAUUUCUCCUUUCUCAAGUGUAUGCAAUCAUGGUAGAUAUAAACUAACCACAACAUAGGUAGAUCGACUGAUUUCAUUUUAAUUUCCUGUGUAAAUUCAGUACCUCUGUAAUUGUUCUAAUCUUCUUCCCACUGUUUACAAAUCACCAGUUAGUUAAUUUGAGAAAGAAAAAUUCACAUUUCAAAAUAAAAGUAAAUGUAUACUCACUUUAUGAAAAUCAUCACUGCUGUCUUUCCUUAAUACCAGCAGUGGACAUGUGAGUGGCUUAUUCUACAAAUUUUGGUGCUGGCAAAUACAUAGGCAAACUGUUGGGAGCUGCUCUGGUUACAUUCCUCCUUUCUUAUUCCCUUUUUCUCUUCCCCAUUUUUUUCACAAUAUAUUCCUGUACCCAAAGCAUUCUACCACAGUUCUAUUUGACUCCCACUUGUAAUACCCCCUUUAAGCAAUUCCGUGUUUAACCAUGUGAUCCAGCUUGCCCCCUCAUGUUCUCCCUCCCUCUCCCUCUCCUUUCUCUCUCUUCCAGAAGUCAUUUGCCCGGUUUGAAAUAUUUUUUAGGGCUUGCUUAUUGCUAUUAUUUUAGCUGCUGAACCUCGGGACAAUAUAUACACACACUUACACACCUACACACACAUACACGCACACAAAAUCUCAGCUGUUGAAGAGUGGGUUUGGAAUCAGACUUCUGUGACCAGUAAAGAACUGUCCUGUGCUGAAGUCAUUGUAACUUUAGUAGUUACAGACUGAUUCCAGUGAACUUUAUCUGAUUUCUUUUAAUCUAAUGAAUGUAUCCACUUACCUUGUUUCCUUCUAAAUUGAUAAGCUCCAAGUAGUUGCUAAUUUUUUGACAACUUUAACUGAGUUUCAUUCAGUUCUUAUACUAAGUGUUUUAAGUAUGCUACCAAUAUUUCAUUAACCUGUUCUCAAGUGGUUUAGCUACCAUUCUGCCAUUUGUAAUUUUUAUUUAAUUUUAUUUGCUUGAGCACACUCAUCAACCACUGAACUACUUUCUUCCAUUGUCCUGCAGUGAAAUAAGGGUUACAUUUUUGUGUAUAUGGCUUUCAUAGUUGGGAUUUCAGAGCACUGAUACCAGAUAAUUUUCAGUUUGUUCUCUGGGGGAAUUUCAUUUGCGUCUAUGUUUUUAGCUAUCUGUGAUAACUUGUUAAAUAUUAAAAAGAUAUUUUGCUUCUAUUGGAACAUUUGUAUACUCGCAACUAUAUUUCUGUAAACAGCUGCAGUCAAAAAUAAAACACUGAAAGUUUUCA